AAGCGAAUAAGUGUAUAUAAAGCUUGAGCAAUAAUCUGAAUACUACACCAAACACUAUUGAAUCUACAGAAUCGAGCUGAAUCUACCAGGAUCUGGUCAAGAUGUGGAUUUCUGCAGCAUUCCUUCUUUUUGCAUUGGCUGUAAAUGGAGUCAACUCUGAUGUUCCAAACAUUAGUCGAAGAUGCCCCGCCGGCUGGGAGAAAUUUGGAUCACAAUGCUUUAAGUUUUUCAAUGAAUAUAAAACAUGGGCUGAGGCUGAGAAACAGUGUGUUGACCUCGGAGGAAACCUAGCAUCCAUCCAGAGUGAAGUCACUCACAAUUUUCUUUUAGCUUAUUUGAAAAGACAAGAAAAAGGCAUCACCCGGACCUGGAUUGGCGCUCAUGAUGCAACUCAGGUGGACAUCUGGUUCUGGAGUGACGGAUCAAAGUUUGAAUACAGUGCCUGGCAUUCUGGAGAGCCAAAUAAUGGAGGAAAUGCCGAAAGAUGCGCUGAGAUGGGCUUUGGGGAUGAGCUGCGCUGGAAUGACGCACGUUGCGAAACUCGUCUCAAUUUCAUCUGUUACAGAUCGGCCAGAAUUACUAUGUAAUCAUUCAUUUGACUGAUAAGGUCAAAUCUUAUGACAGUCCAUCUCAGACGAAGUCCUCAAAAAUAGCCGAUUGUUACAGAUUCAUCAUGCAAAAAUAAAAUUCUUAUCAUAAAAUGUA
Molecule: messenger RNA, 705 nt
Organism: Danio aesculapii
Lineage: Eukaryota; Metazoa; Chordata; Actinopteri; Cypriniformes; Danionidae
Product: ladderlectin-like
Exons: 6
Coding region: 102-587 (161 amino acids)
Molecular function (GO): signaling receptor activity
Source: RefSeq, a predicted model, not a curated record